AUGGCUGGUCUCGGAUUUGAUAAGAGACUCAUCAGCCUACUCCCGCCCGUACUCCCGCCAUUUCCAGUGGUUGCAAAGUUGACCGCCAUAUGCCCCAGCUUAGAGAAAAGCUUGGAGGUGUACCAUCUCGCGGUCGUAUGCCUGGAGAACAGCAGGAGCAACUUUGGCAAGGUCUUUGACUACUGUCCAUCCUACCACGGGACAGAGUGCCCCGCCAUUCUGAGCGAGGUGCAACCGGAACACGAGGUCAUGGAGGAGAGCUAUCUACCGGAGGGUGCGGCUGUUGCACCCAUCAUAAUAGCGACAGACAAAACACAACUUACGCAGUUCUUGGGCAACAAAGCUGCAUACCCUGUCUACCUUACCCUAGGCAACAUUCCCAGAGCUAUCCGCCACAAACCUUCGGAACAUGCAUGCAUUCUGCUCGGGUACCUUCCGGUCUCGAAGAUCGGAAAGAAGAACCUCACCAAACGUGAAUGCAAAGCCAGAGGGCAAAAGAUCUUUCAUGCCGCCAUGCGCAUAAUCUUGAAGCCUCUCAUCUGA
This is a messenger RNA of Fomitopsis serialis, 543 nucleotides long. RefSeq lists its product as uncharacterized. NCBI's taxonomy places the organism in Eukaryota, Fungi, Basidiomycota, Agaricomycetes, Polyporales, Fomitopsidaceae. The transcript has 3 exons. The record is from RefSeq and is a predicted model, not a curated record. The coding region runs from base 1 to 543 and encodes 180 amino acids.